AUGUUCUUCUCUUCCAGUCUAGGUUGUAAAAGAUGCAUUAUCGUGGGCAAUGGUGGUAUCUUGGCCAACAAGUCUUUGGGCUCGCGCAUAGAUGAUUACGACGUUGUGGUGAGGUGAGUACUUCCAAUGGAAGGGCAACAUGAUGCCAGUUAAGAGGGUAAAGAUGAUAGUUCAGCUAAUUACUCUAGCACUGGUUAGAUGUUAAUGGACUUGGGGUUAGUUUGAUUAUCUGCGGCUGGCACCCAGGCUAUGAAAAGUCCCCAGUCAUGUUGUCAUGUCAACACACAACGUAUUCGCCCCAUAGCAUUUCUUCUCUAACCGCAGGUUGAACGAGGCUCCGGUGACUGGUUUCGGCAAGGACGUGGGCACCAAGACCACCAUGCGUAUCACCUACCCCGAGGGGGCCAUCCAGAAGCCUGAGCGUUACGAGAAGGACUCGCUAUUCGUUUUCUCCGCCUUCAAACCGCUGGACUUCAAGUGGCUCAGACAAAUGGUCUUCAAAGAGAAACUGGUGAGGCAUACGUCAAGGCUGACUUUUACCUUUUAUUAA
Molecule: messenger RNA, 550 nt
Organism: Coregonus sp. 'balchen'
Lineage: Eukaryota; Metazoa; Chordata; Actinopteri; Salmoniformes; Salmonidae
Source: the annotation of a GenBank genome assembly